Messenger RNA from Chrysochloris asiatica (Cape golden mole), 5018 nucleotides. RefSeq names its product receptor-type tyrosine-protein phosphatase delta-like. Gene Ontology annotation, molecular function: protein tyrosine phosphatase activity; protein binding. The transcript is spliced from 31 exons. The record is from RefSeq and is a predicted model, not a curated record. Bases 23 to 4561 code for a protein of 1512 amino acids. Gene Ontology annotation, biological process: protein dephosphorylation. Lineage: Eukaryota; Metazoa; Chordata; Mammalia; Afrosoricida; Chrysochloridae.
AGUGAUUCCAGGCUGCCUGAGCAUGCUGCUACCACGCUGUAGGAUGGCACGCUUCGCCAGGCCGCUGCUGCUGCUCACGUUCUUUCUCUGCACGGAAGCUGAGACACCUCCGAGGUUUACGCGGACCCCCGUGGACCAGACAGGAGUCUCUGGUGGAGUAGCCUCUUUCAUUUGCCAAGCUACAGGAGACCCGAGACCAAAAAUUGUCUGGAACAAAAAAGGAAAGAAAGUCAGCAAUCAGAGAUUUGAGGUAAUAGAGUUUGACGAUGGAUCGGGGUCAGUUCUGAGAAUACAACCCUUACGGACCCCCCGGGAUGAGGCCAUCUAUGAAUGCGUGGCUUCGAAUAAUGUGGGAGAAAUAAGUGUAUCCACCAGACUCACCGUUUUACGUGAGGAUCAAAUUCCCAGGGGCUUCCCCACCAUUGACAUGGGCCCACAGUUGAAGGUGGUGGAGCGCACACGCACCGCCACCAUGCUUUGUGCAGCCAGUGGGAAUCCAGAUCCAGAAAUCACUUGGUUCAAGGAUUUCUUACCCGUGGACACAAGCAACAACAAUGGCCGUAUUAAGCAGUUACGAUCAGAAUCCAUUGGUGGUACACCAAUAAGAGGCGCCCUUCAGAUCGAACAGAGUGAAGAAUCUGACCAAGGAAAAUACGAGUGUGUGGCUACCAACAGCGCGGGUACUCGCUACUCGGCCCCAGCCAAUCUAUAUGUCAGAGAGCUGCGAGAAGUUCGCCGUGUCCCACCAAGAUUCUCUAUCCCACCCACUAACCAUGAAAUCAUGCCAGGUGGAAGUGUUAAUAUCACCUGUGUGGCUGUGGGCUCACCAAUGCCUUAUGUGAAGUGGAUGCUGGGGGCGGAAGAUCUGACACCUGAAGAUGAUAUGCCAAUAGGAAGAAAUGUCCUAGAGCUGAAUGACGUAAGACAGUCAGCCAACUACACUUGUGUUGCCAUGUCGACACUGGGUGUCAUUGAAGCAAUAGCACAGAUCACUGUCAAAGCCUUACCCAAACCUCCAGGAACUCCUGUAGUGACCGAGAGUACAGCUACCAGCAUCACGCUGACCUGGGACUCUGGGAACCCUGAGCCUGUCUCUUACUACAUCAUUCAGCAUAAACCUAAAAACUCGGAAGAACCUUACAAAGAAAUCGACGGAGUGGCUACCACACGCUACAGUGUCGCGGGACUGAGCCCCUACUCAGAUUAUGAAUUCAGGGUUGUUGCUGUCAAUAACAUUGGGCGUGGACCUCCCAGCGAGCCCGUCCUCACACAGACCUCAGAACAAGCACCGUCCAGUGCCCCACGGGAUGUCCAGGCGCGCAUGUUGAGUUCCACCACCAUUUUAGUGCAAUGGAAGGAGCCUGAAGAGCCAAAUGGUCAGAUCCAAGGAUACAGAGUCUAUUAUACAAUGGACCCUGCCCAGCAUGUUAACAACUGGAUGAAACACAAUGUUGCUGAUAGCCAAAUCACCACCAUUGGCAACUUAGUGCCCCAGAAAACCUACUCUGUCAAAGUCCUGGCUUUUACCUCAAUCGGGGAUGGGCCUCUUUCGAGUGACAUACAAGUCAUUACUCAAACAGGAGUACCAGGACAGCCACUAAACUUCAAAGCAGAACCUGAAUCAGAAACAAGCAUUUUGCUUUCUUGGACACCUCCGCGCUCAGACACCAUUGCCAACUACGAGCUGGUCUACAAAGAUGGGGAACAUGGAGAAGAGCAACGAAUUACCAUUGAACCAGGGACAUCUUAUCGGCUGCAGGGGCUGAAACCAAACAGCUUGUACUAUUUCCGUCUGGCUGCCCGCUCUCCUCAAGGCCUGGGCGCUUCUACGGCUGAAAUAUCAGCUAGAACCAUGCAGUCAAUGUUUGCAAAAAAUUUUCAUGUCAAAGCAGUAAUGAAGACUUCAGUGUUGCUGUCUUGGGAGAUUCCAGAGAAUUAUAAUUCGGCCAUGCCUUUCAAAAUUCUUUAUGACGAUGGGAAAAUGGUGGAAGAGGUCGAUGGCCGAGCCACACAGAAGUUAAUUGUCAACUUGAAGCCAGAGAAAUCAUAUUCUUUUGUGCUGACAAAUCGCGGGAACAGUGCUGGUGGGCUUCAGCACAGGGUCACUGCAAAGACCGCCCCGGAUGUACUACGUACCAAGCCUGCCUUCAUUGGGAAGACCAACUUGGAUGGCAUGAUCACUGUGCAACUGCCAGAAGUCCCUGCAAAUGAGAAUAUAAAAGGUUACUACAUAAUAAUUGUGCCUUUGAAGAAAUCUCGUGGGAAAUUUAUCAAGCCCUGGGAGAGUCCAGAUGAAAUGGAACUAGAUGAGCUGCUUAAGGAGAUCUCCAGGAAACGCAGAAGCAUCCGUUAUGGGAGAGAAGUUGAAUUAAAGCCAUAUAUUGCUGCUCACUUUGAUGUCCUGCCUACGGAAUUCACGCUGGGGGACGACAAACAUUAUGGUGGAUUCACAAACAAGCAGCUCCAAAGUGGUCAAGAAUACGUCUUCUUUGUGUUAGCUGUGAUGGAGCACGCAGAAUCUAAGAUGUAUGCAACCAGCCCCUACUCUGACCCAGUCGUGUCCAUGGACCUGGACCCUCAGCCAAUCACGGAUGAAGAAGAAGGCUUGAUUUGGGUUGUAGGUCCUGUCCUUGCUGUAGUCUUUAUCAUCUGCAUUGUCAUAGCUAUUCUCCUCUACAAAAGCAGUAAACCUGACAGGAAGAGGGCUGAGUCCGACUCUAGAAAGAGCAGCUUACCAAACAGUAAGGAGGUCCCUUCACACCACCCAACAGACCCCGUGGAACUGAGGCGCCUUAAUUUCCAAACCCCAGGUAUGGCUAGCCAUCCUCCAAUACCUAUCUUGGAACUUGCAGAUCACAUUGAAAGGUUGAAAGCCAACGACAACUUGAAGUUUUCCCAGGAAUAUGAGUCAAUUGACCCUGGCCAACAGUUCACAUGGGAGCACUCAAACUUGGAAGUAAACAAACCAAAGAACAGAUAUGCAAAUGUAAUCGCGUAUGAUCACUCCCGGGUUCUCCUUUCUGCAAUAGAAGGUAUCCCAGGAAGUGACUAUGUGAAUGCUAACUACAUAGACGGCUACAGGAAACAAAACGCCUACAUUGCAACACAAGGGUCGCUUCCCGAAACCUUUGGGGACUUUUGGAGGAUGAUAUGGGAGCAACGGAGUGCCACCGUGGUUAUGAUGACAAAGCUGGAAGAACGAUCCAGGGUCAAGUGUGACCAGUAUUGGCCCAGUCGAGGUACAGAAACCCACGGACUUGUCCAGGUGACGCUGCUGGAUACGGUCGAGCUGGCCACGUAUUGCGUUCGAACAUUUGCACUUUACAAGAAUGGGUCAAGUGAGAAGAGAGAAGUCAGACAAUUCCAGUUCACCGCCUGGCCUGAUCAUGGUGUUCCAGAACACCCAACACCUUUCCUGGCUUUCUUACGGAGAGUCAAAACCUGUAAUCCUCCGGAUGCUGGUCCAAUGGUUGUGCACUGCAGUGCGGGAGUUGGCCGGACCGGUUGUUUCAUCGUAAUAGAUGCCAUGCUAGAAAGAAUAAAGCAUGAAAAAACUGUAGAUAUUUAUGGCCAUGUAACUUUAAUGAGAGCCCAGAGGAAUUACAUGGUUCAAACAGAAGACCAAUACAUCUUUAUCCACGAUGCACUGUUGGAAGCAGUGACUUGUGGUAAUACCGAAGUGCCAGCAAGAAACUUGUAUGCCUACAUUCAGAAGCUGACACAAAUAGAGACCGGAGAGAAUGUCACUGGGAUGGAGCUUGAAUUUAAGCGUUUAGCCGGCUCUAAAGCUCACACCUCAAGAUUCAUCAGUGCCAACCUUCCAUGUAAUAAAUUCAAAAAUCGCCUUGUUAAUAUUAUGCCAUAUGAAUCCACAAGGGUUUGCCUGCAACCUAUCCGAGGAGUCGAAGGAUCCGAUUACAUCAAUGCCAGCUUUAUUGAUGGGUACAGACAACAGAAAGCUUACAUCGCUACCCAGGGACCCCUGGCAGAGACUACAGAGGACUUCUGGAGGAUGCUCUGGGAACACAACUCCACCAUUGUUGUGAUGCUUACCAAGCUGCGAGAAAUGGGCCGAGAAAAAUGUCACCAGUACUGGCCUGCAGAACGAUCCGCAAGGUACCAGUACUUCGUUGUAGAUCCCAUGGCUGAAUAUAACAUGCCCCAGUAUAUCCUGAGAGAAUUCAAGGUGACAGAUGCCAGGGAUGGUCAGUCCCGAACAGUAAGGCAGUUCCAGUUCACUGACUGGCCAGAGCAAGGAGUACCAAAGUCUGGAGAAGGGUUCAUUGACUUCAUCGGCCAAGUCCAUAAAACAAAGGAGCAGUUUGGCCAAGAUGGUCCCAUUUCAGUCCAUUGCAGUGCGGGCGUUGGGAGAACUGGAGUCUUCAUAACACUAAGCAUUGUUUUGGAAAGAAUGAGAUAUGAAGGCGUCGUAGAUAUCUUCCAGACCGUCAAAAUGUUAAGGACUCAACGACCAGCCAUGGUACAAACCGAGGAUCAGUACCAGUUCUGCUACCGAGCCGCAUUAGAGUACUUGGGAAGCUUUGAUCACUAUGCAACGUAGAAACCCCUGACCCAUUCCGGAUUUUAACUACAGUCCCUUCAAUAUCCAUGGAGUCUCUUCUGAGCCAUACGGGGCAACUGAGAAGUCCUUCUUAACGUCUAACUAACAACCACUUAGUGGGACUAUUACACACAAAACAAAUCAAAAACAAACUCUUCCAGGUAGAGCAAGAAUUCACAGUUUAAUAAUCUCACCCGAAAAUAAUACAGAGAAUCCUGACUGGGGAGGUGUCUGAAGGAUUUUAUUUGCAGAUACCUCAAGGGUUCAAAAUAAAGGGAAGAAGAAAUCACAGCAAAGAACCACCAUCUUGUUCAGGCUCGCUGGAUAGGUGCAAGAAAUUUCCAGAACGUUAUGGGUUCCGUGCGAGAUGUUUGUUGGUAUGGCCUCUCACAGUAACACAAACUGUGUUUCUACAACGCCCCGUCCAACCAUACUGCUCAUAAUAACAUUUUAGGGG